ACCAUAAGUAGGCUGGAAAUGCCUACCAGGGCAAGAAGCCCAGGCUUAAUGUCUUUUCAAGAUCCACAGCAUAGCUGGACGGAUGACUUGCCAGUGUGUAAGCAAUCCGGCGUGGGAUUCUCAACAAAUCAAAUUUACCGUGAAGAUGGAUAUCGGCAGGAAGAGCACCCAUUCGAAGACCGUAGUUUCCAUUGUCACUAUGAUGAUUCGACAUUCCUCUAUGGUGUAUUCGACGGUCAUGAAGGUACAAAGGCAGCAAAUUUUGCUUUGCAAAGAAUGGCAGCUGAGAUAUUGUUGGGUCAGUUAAAUGGAAAAACUUUAGAUGAAGAAAUAAAGGAAGUGUUAAGGCAAGCCUUUAUCACGGUUGAACGAGGAUAUCUAGACUCUAUAGGCGAUCUUUUGGCUGAACGGGCUAGUUUACAGUUCGAUAUACCAGCAGGCUUAAACUCGUAUGAGACUUAUCAAAAGUUUCCUCAACUGGUGGAUAAGCUGAAUGCAUUAAAUUGUGAAUUAUCUGCUGGAACUAGUGCAGUGGUAGCUCUAGUAUAUCGCAACCGACUAUAUGUUGCAAAUGUUGGGGACAGUAGAGCUCUCUUAUGUAAAACUGACAGCAACCAAGUUCUCCGAGUUGUUCAGUUGAGUGUCGACCAUGAUUUACGAAACGAAGAUGAACUGUUAAGGCUAUCUCAGCUGGGUAUUGAUAUCGAAACAAUAAGACAAGGUUCUCAUUUGGGAAAUCAAGAAAAUACUAGAUGUAUAGGGAAUUAUCUAGUUAAGGGAGGAUAUAGAGAGUUCGAGGAGUUAGCUUCUGCAACUGCCGAACCCAUUAUUGCUGAGCCAGAAAUUCAUGGUGGGAUAGAACUUGAUGACUCCUGCAGGUUUUUACUGCUAAUGUCUGGAGGUCUUUAUAAAUCACUGCAGGAAGCUACCGGAACUGAUCAAGUUAACAGAGAGUUGGCUCUUAUAGCAGUGGAACAAUUUAAAGUGCAGUCUACUUUGACAGGAGUUGCACAAGCAGUGGUUGACAAAGUUGUACGAAUUCAUCACGACGUAAACAUGAGUAAUUCACGAAAUAAUUUACUUCCUGGAAAACGAGAUGACAUUACGCUUCUUGUGCGAAACAUUAAUUUUCCACUUCCACACGCAUUGAGGAGUCCGAUCAAUCAGUCUGUGAGAUUCAACCCAAUCAUCCAAACAGCUCCUUUAACUGUACUCCACAAUGACGACUAUUCCAGUACAGGGACAGGAGUAGCUGAUAAUUUUGACACUUCUACAAGUGAAACUUCAACGACAUCGGACAUAUACCCUCCAGGUUCGAAAACUUCGAACAGGAAUGCAAAAAUCAAACCAUACGUUGACUUCUCUGAAUAUUUUAAAACUGUGGAAAAAAGAAGGCAAGAUGGUACGUUACCUGAUGGUAUUGACUUUUAAUAUAAUUCAUACUCUCAAAUUAUUUCAAACUUCACAAGAAGGCAUCUUGAUAAUAUUCCACUUCUUGUAUCAAAAGUAAACUAAUUCCUAGAUGUUUUGGAAUUCGAUGCUAGUCUAACUAUUAAAUAACAAUAAUCUUUGUUUUAUUGAUCCAUGCAAAAAAUUGUAAAGGCCCAGAAAUGAUCUGCUAGUAGAACAUUGAAACCGAAGAAUGUACGUUAGGAUUACAAGAGUAUCCUAAGAAUCAUUUCACUUUUUAACAUAAAGAGCUAUACUUUAUCUAUACAAAUCUCUUAGGACUUUACCAGUUGUCUAUUCUUACGAUUUAUUUACUCAACAAACCAAUAAUUGUAUUAAUAAGUAAUAUAUGUAAAUAAAUAGGUUUUAAUCACAGCAA
This is a messenger RNA of Orussus abietinus, 1828 nucleotides long. Its product is annotated as TGF-beta-activated kinase 1 and MAP3K7-binding protein 1. The transcript is spliced from 6 exons. Gene Ontology annotation, molecular function: protein serine/threonine phosphatase activity. NCBI's taxonomy places the organism in Eukaryota, Metazoa, Arthropoda, Insecta, Hymenoptera, Orussidae. The coding region runs from base 19 to 1431 and encodes 470 amino acids. Gene Ontology annotation, biological process: protein dephosphorylation. The record is from RefSeq and is a predicted model, not a curated record.